UGCGUAACUCGUUACCGAUAUUUUUCUUUCUUACAGCGUCGCAAGCGAGUUUGUCACUCGUUACCAAUAAUUGUUAUUCGUACAGCGGGGAAAGUAAGUUUGUAACUCGGUAACGAUUGUUUAUUUUAAAAAGUGAUAGAGAAUUGUUACUUGUACAUUUUAAAUACAUAGAAGACAACAAUAGUGAAUAUUUUGUUUUAUAUUUAGCAUAGCAAUAAUAGAGAGGUUGCUGUAUCUCAUUCACAUCUUGGGAUGUGAAUCGUCAAACGGAGCAUUUUGUUCCACUGUAUAUGUUAUGGAAUGUACCGGCCCUGUAUUUUGAAGGCUUAAUUAAUUUCUUUGCUGAAAUGACGUAGUAAACCCGAUGAAGAUAUUAUUAGAUGAAAUAUCUCGACAACAGAAUCAAAACGUUGAAGUUCAUCGGAGUUUAUACAGAGAACUGCUAUUUUUAUCACUUUUGUCUUGUGGUGCCGAAAAUAUGGAUGUUGAUGCUUUGGAUCGUGAAUAUAAAAAAGCUUACAAGGAAGUUGUGCGUGAAUAUUUCGAGCGUUUGUAUCCCGACGACAAAUCACCGACAAUAAAAGUCGUAUUUUGUCGCCCAGCGUUCGAAACACCGACGCCGUAACCGAGAAAGGCUCGACUAUAUCAAAUAUUAAAAGUUAUGGCAAGUGCCGUGUGUGCGAAAGUCGACGUUGUCUGACCUCAUGGAAAAACAAUGUUUAUUCGUAAGCUGUACAUUUAGAGUGGUAUAUCAUAUUUCUUUUUUAUUUGAAUAAAGUUACGGAUUAUUUUUAUUCCUUUUUUUAAUUAUUCAGAAAGUUUAAAUUUUAAUUUGGAUUAUGGCUACACAAAACUGUAGAUUUCUCGUUUAAACCAAAAGUAUUAAUUACCCAGGGUCUUGUGUCUAGGGGUGGUGUUGUUUUAAAAGCUUAUAGCAAUGUGAAGUGCGUGUGAUUGAUGCUUUCUAUACUCCUUUCUUUCUAUUCUAAUACUUGUUUUAUCGCGUACAUGUUUUAUUAUAUAAAAACCUUAAGCUCAGAAAGGCUAAGUUAUAAGAAACUGCUACAACUGUGGGAAGACGAAAUAAAAAAGGUUUGUAUUGACAUGGAUAUUUAAAUAUACAUUGUUGCAAGAAAAGCAAUUUUAUCAAUCAGCAAUUUUAUCAAA
Hydractinia symbiolongicarpus is the source of this 1167-nucleotide messenger RNA. Its product is annotated as DENN domain-containing protein 4C-like. Bases 365 to 625 code for a protein of 86 amino acids. Lineage: Eukaryota; Metazoa; Cnidaria; Hydrozoa; Anthoathecata; Hydractiniidae. The transcript has 4 exons. The record is from RefSeq and is a predicted model, not a curated record.